GAUAAUAAUAAAUUUUUUCAAUUCUACAAAUUUUCUUCUGUUGAACAACACAGCAAGAAUUUUAAAUUUUCAAAAUGAAUUUCAUAAAGAAUAAAGACGUUAAACGUGCAUCAUAUUAUGUUUGGUUUUUGGGAGCAAAAGAAUCAAAAGGUUUACGUGGUGAUGAAUAUGUACAACCGGUGUUAAAUUAUCUGAUUGAUAAUGAAUGUGAUUUAGAACCAUCAAAAGUAACCUUACAGGUUUCAUCAAAAGGAUUAAAAAUCAUACAAAUAUUAACAAUACCAAGAAAAUCGGGUAAAUUAAAUCCCGAUCAACAAUUACAAUUGUUUGUUGCAACAACCGGUAAAUCGGAUACAACGAUACCAUCAUCGGUGAUGAAAAGUGAACAAGUAAAACAUCAUAUACCACAUGAUUCAAUAUCAUGGGUUUAUCAAGAGGAUGAUGUUAUUUGUGCCAUAUUAUUAUUAUAUAAUCCAAUUACACGUUGUCCUGUUCAUAUACAUGGCUAUCGUUGUGAUUCCAUUCAAACAGCCAAUAAUCUACGUCAACAAUUACAAACAUUAAUUGAUCGACCGGAAAAUCAGAAAAAAUUCCGUGAAAUUGAAAUGCGUUUAGCGGCAAAAGGAUUAUUAAUACCACCAAUGCAACCACAGCCAUGUGGCCCUUUACAACUUGCACCAUUACCAUUACCACCAUCUAAUUGUCAUCAUCCUAGCUCAUUGUUUGAUGAUUGUUCCGAUUCUCGUGGAUCAAUACCAUUCGAUCAUCAUCAUCAUGAUCCAUUAUUAAAACGAUCAUUUCGAAAUAAUUCACCUUCGGCAAGUAAAACAUUGAAUUCGGAUGGCCGUUCGACUCGUACGGAUGGUUCAGAUGAAAUCAAUUCAGAAGAAUCAAAUUCUUCGGAUCUAGGUUACGCUAUAAAUCGUUCAUCAUCGAAUAGAAAUAAUAAUUGUCAAUAUAGAAGUGAUUCUAAAUCAUCCAGUCAUCAUCAAUUAUUUAAUAAAUCAUCAGCAAAAAACAAAUCGGCAAAAAUUAGCCCUAAAAUCAUACCAGAUGAUGGUGACCAAUCAAAUCUAUUUGAUUCAUUAGCGGCUGAACUUCGAGCUAAAUUGGGUAAUCCAAAAGUGGGUCCAUUAUUAUUGCCACCACGUGAUUAUGAGAGCCAAAAUUCUGAAAGUAAUUUAAAAGCAAUGGAUAAAAAACGAAAUCAACAUGAUAAACAUUCGAAUCAUCCAUUAUCAAGAUCCGAAUCAUCGGGAAAAUCAAAUUCAAGUGGUCUUGGAUCAGAUGAAGCAUUAUGUAAUGAUCAACAAACAACAAGACCACGAUCAUAUUAUUUUGAUUCAUGUUCAAUCGCUAACGAAUCUCCUCGUUCAUCAAAUCAUCAUCGAUCAUCAUAUUUAGAACAUCGAUAUAAUCGUGAAACAUCGGCCGAUGAUGAUUUAGUCAGUCAUCAUAGUGAUAGUUCAUCAUCAUCAUCAAAUGAUGAUGUAAAUGUUGGUGGUGGUGUCAAUCAUCGUGGCCGAUUAAAUAAUAAUGGAUCAAUUGUUGAUUGUUUAGAGGUUGAUGUGGAAGAUUUCGAAGAGGAUGUUAUUUUUUCCACAACAAUUCCAUCUAUACAAAAAGAAUCAAAACAAUCAUCUAGAUCUCGUUCAAAAUCAACAUACAAUUUGAUGCCAACACAACAACAACAACAACUUUCAUCACCGACAUCAUUUAAUGAUAAUGAUUUUGAUGACAUAAGAACACGGCAACGAUUACCAAGUCAACACGUGCAACAUCAAUUUCAUAAACAAAAACAUUUAAUUCAUCCAUCAUCAUCACCAUUGACGAGGACAAAAGAACACAACAACAACAACGAUGAACAAACGGCGGCAAAUAAUCUUCAUCAUUUUGGUCGUGGUCGUGACGAUCAUCAACAUCAUUAUCAACAACAACAACAACAUGCUACUUCGGAAAUAUUGAAUCCCGAUUUUUCGUCCGCUCCAUAUAAUCAUCAUAACAGCAGCAGCAAUGGUGGCAACAUUAAUAGAAAAAAAUUUUAUUCUAAUCCAAAUCUUGAACCAAUAUCGAGUUCAACAAUGGCCAUACAACAACAACAACAAAAACGGUCAACAACAAAAGAGGUCAACAAUAAUAAAAUUAUGCGACAACAAAUAAUUAAUAAUGAAGUCGACAAAUCUUUGAACACGACAACAACAUCGGGUUUAAUUUCAUCAACAUCAUCAUCGUCGGGUGUAAUCGGUAGACGUGAACAACGAUUUAAUAAUCCUUAUCAUCAUCGUAAUGAAGAAAAUAAUCAUCAUUCUCGAUUAGCUAACGUAAAAUCGAGACAACCGACACAAAAAUUUUAUUUUGCCGAUGCAGAAUUUUCUUCAAAUUUUAGAGAAGUACAACAUGAGAAUAAUCAUCGUCCAUCAUCAUCAUAUAAUCGUGGACGAUCAAUGGGCCGGUUAGAUCAACUAUUGGCUGUCAAUUCAAAUGAAAAUGAUCGUCAAAAUUAUCAUCAUCAAUCGGAUAAUUAUGGACCGAUGUCAUUAAAUUUUCAAUCAUUCGAUAAUAAUCAUGCAACUAUUGUUGCCGAUAUGAAUGAUCGUUCAAUUUCACCACCAUAUUAUGUGUUACAGCAUCAACAGCCACCAUUAUUACCACCACCACCACCACCAUCAUCAAAUAUAAAAAAAGAUUUAAUUAGUAAAAGAUAUGAAAAAUCAUCCAAAGAAAUUGUUAAUGAAAAUAAACGUAAACAAAAUCAUAAUCAACAACAAUUUAAAGAUCAUCAAAGACGAAUGAUGUUUGAACAACCAUUUUCACGUUAUUCAUAUAUCGAUAUGAAUGAUGAUCGUAUUGAACAUGAAAGAUUUUCAGCAAUGAUGAUAAUGAAUAAUCGUAAUAAAAGAUAAUCAUUGAUGUUCUUCUUUGUAGCUAUUUUUUA
Dermatophagoides pteronyssinus (European house dust mite) is the source of this 2935-nucleotide messenger RNA. RefSeq lists its product as uncharacterized. The record is from RefSeq and is a predicted model, not a curated record. Lineage: Eukaryota; Metazoa; Arthropoda; Arachnida; Sarcoptiformes; Pyroglyphidae.